GGCAUCUGGAAUACAUGCAAUCUUGAACGCGAGGCCUUAAGUUUCAUCAUCAAAUCGCUUCCCGUUCAUCCUUAUUUCGUGUAAAAUGGCUAAUAUCCGCCGCCUUGUCAUCUUCGGAGCUACAGGGAACACAGGUCUUUGUUGUACCGAGGCUGCCGUCCAGCUGGGAUACGACACGACCGCAUUCAUCCGCGACCCCGCUAAACUACCGGAACCCUUGGCUUCUCAGGUGACCGUGAAAGUCGGUGACUCUUGAAUGAAAUAUGAGGUUGACGAUGCUGUGCAGGGGCAGGACGCCGUUGUCAUUGUCAUCGGCACGCGGAAUGACCUAAGUCCUACAACGAUGAUGUCAGAGGGAACGAAGAAUGUGCUCAGUGCGAUGGAGAAGUACACGUUAAUCGUGUCUCAGCGUGUCUCUCAUCCUUCAACUUUUGGGAACGCGAAAAGGUUCCCGAGCGAUUCCUCAACAUACUGGAUGACCAUACUCGCAUGCUUGAAGCUCUAAAGGCGAGCAGCCGGGAUGGGUAGCAGUUCUUCCACCACAUAUUACAGAUGAACCGGCAAAGGGAGACUACAUCACAGCACAAGGGAAGGGGCCAGGUCGUACCAUUUCCAAGCAUGACCUAGGACACUUCAUGGUCAACUGUUUGACUGAUAACGACAACCUGUAUAAAAUGAUUGGACUUUGUGACAAGCCACAGGUUUAGUUCCACUGCCAGUCAGUCAGGAAUCCUUUGUUCAGAAAUAAAAC
Messenger RNA from Penaeus vannamei (Pacific white shrimp), 751 nucleotides. The record is from RefSeq and is a predicted model, not a curated record. Lineage: Eukaryota; Metazoa; Arthropoda; Malacostraca; Decapoda; Penaeidae.